Messenger RNA from Passer montanus (Eurasian tree sparrow), 1468 nucleotides. It is a transcript of the gene RPP38, whose product is annotated as ribonuclease P/MRP subunit p38. The record is from RefSeq and is a predicted model, not a curated record. NCBI's taxonomy places the organism in Eukaryota, Metazoa, Chordata, Aves, Passeriformes, Passeridae. Gene Ontology annotation, molecular function: ribonuclease P activity; ribonuclease P RNA binding. Gene Ontology annotation, biological process: tRNA 5'-leader removal. Gene Ontology annotation, cellular component: nucleolar ribonuclease P complex; fibrillar center; ribonuclease MRP complex. The transcript is spliced from 2 exons. The coding region runs from base 426 to 1310 and encodes 294 amino acids.
UGACAUGCGACUAAGGAAGUUUGCCGUCGCCUAUGCGGCAACCUUCGGGAGCGCUCGAGCCCUGGGAACGCCAGCACCGAGCCUACGGUGAGACCCGCCAAGGGCGGGCCGCCAGCACCAGCACUCACGGCUCUGCAUCACCGCUACGGCCGCUGCGCCAUGCGGCCUCGAGCGCAGCGCGGGCACCGCCCGCCGAGCCGCCACAGCAGCGCACACACUGCCCCUGCUAGGCCCGCUCCCGGCUAGGCCGGCUCCCUGCUAGGCUCAUUCCCGGCUAGACCCGCUCCCUGCUAGGCCGGCACACUGCCCCGCCGCGGAGAGACUCGCCCCGCCGCGCCCGGGGGCGGAGCGGGGCCGGGGGCGGAGCGGGGCCGGGGGCGGAGCGGGGCCGGGUUGCAUCCCGCGGCGUGCUCCUGGAGCGCGGGAUGGCUGAGGGUGACGAAACACAGAACGACCUCAGGAUGUCUGUAAUUCAGCAAGGGACGGCAACACUUCGGAAAGCAAAGAAAACCACUGUAAAAACAUGUCUAGAUAACCCCUUUGUUUUCCAGUGGAAAACCAUAGAUGGAGAAGAUAUGCAUUUUAUACUAGAGACCUUAGAAGAAAGGAUUAAACACAUUGGACUUAAAAAGAUUGAGAGUCCAAGAAAGAAAAAACGUUCCCUUACAAAAAAACAAACAGAAGGAAAGUGUGAUGCUGGCACCAAUGAUUUCCCUAAAGAGGAAGCAGAAAGCCACCAACAAAAACCAGGAUGGACUGACAUAAGUAUCAGAAGACAGCUUGCUAUUGGAGUUAAUGAAGUUACAAAAGCAUUGGAAAAAAAUGAACUUCUUCUCUUGCUGGUGUGCAAGUCUGCCAAACCCGCCAUGAUCACGUCGCACCUGAUGGAGCUGAGCGCGAGCCGCGCCACGCCGGCGGGGCAGGUGCCGCGGCUCAGCGACACCGUCGCGCCCCUCCUCGGCCUGACGUCCAUCUUAGCACUCGGCUUCAAAAAGCACUCUGACAAAUUCACUGAGGCAAUAGCAGCCAUAAUUCCAAAGAUACCGGCCUUGGAAGUGCCGUGGUUCCAGUACAGAACUGAAGAACCCGUGGCUUAUGCAGAUACAGAUUCUUCAGACAAUCUGGAACCUGAAGAGCUUGCAGAGGUGCUGGAGGAUAAGCUCACAAGUCAGAAGCGGAAGCAUAAGGAAAGCAAUCAGCCUGAUCUUUCAAAUGUAAUUUUGCAGCCUUUGAAAAUCAAGAAACUUGUCCCAAAUCCCAAUAAGAUAAAGAAACCACCUCGCAAAAAGAAAAAGGCUUUUUCAGCAUAACUGAGUUUGGUUCUUUCUAUUAAAUAGAAUUUUAAAUGCUGGAUGGAGUACAGUUCUAACAGUUCUUUUAGGCUUUACAGUGUAAAGGUCUUGAAUACAAGGUGAACUUCAUGUUGCACUUGAGGUACUUUCUGCUUUAAUAAAAAAUAUUCCUCAGA